This is a messenger RNA of Rhagoletis pomonella (apple maggot), 819 nucleotides long. RefSeq lists its product as uncharacterized. The record is from RefSeq and is a predicted model, not a curated record. Lineage: Eukaryota; Metazoa; Arthropoda; Insecta; Diptera; Tephritidae.
AUAGUACAACCCACAUGGCUUACGGAUAAAAGCCGUCCACUCGUACCCAGCGAUGGCAUUGUGCACAUCAACCAAAAGAAUUUGCAAGAGGUAGCAGAGUUGCGUGAUGAAAUACAAAAGGCGGUUAAUGAGGGCCGCUUUGCAGUCGACAUCGAACAGGAUCAACCGCCGCAGGCACCCCCUUUCAAUGUGGACCAGCAAAAUGCGCAGCUGGGUCCGGAAUGGCCGCCGCUACCGCAGCCACUAGCACCGGCAACCGCACCGCAAUUCCGUCCAUUACCCUUGGCACCCUUUAAUCAAGCUCAUUGGGCAUUACCUCAAAUGGUGCCUUGGCUGCCGGUGGAUCCGCAGCAACCCAACCUAAUGCAGCGCAUGUGGAGCGAUUUUAUGGAGAAUACGCGUCGGAUGUGGGCAAGAAAUUAAAAUAUUAAAAGGAAAUACACACCAAAGUACGAGGAUUAGAAAGUAGCAGAGUGCUGCGUAAAGUCAAACGUGAAAUGUCUAGGCAUAGAUAUUUUUUACAUUGAAAUUGGUUAAAAUAGUUCGUUACUAAAGUGUUGCAAGAAAUGUGCUCGAUAUGUAGUUGUGUUUAUGAUAGUUAUAAUGCUUUAUAUUUAUGUGUAAAAAUGUAUACAUACGUCUUUACCGUUAUGUUUUUCAGUAUUAUAUUUGUAAGCCUAAGGAUUGGCAAUGGAAACGCUAUAAUUUCUGUGAAAUGAAGUAAAAACCUGCAAUCACUUAUGGAAUUUUAAGGAAUCUUCCUUUUAUCUUUUUGAAUAAUGUUUAAACGUUGUAUGUAUGUAAAUAGCAUUAAAUAAA